Molecule: messenger RNA, 2972 nt
Organism: Macrosteles quadrilineatus (aster leafhopper)
Lineage: Eukaryota; Metazoa; Arthropoda; Insecta; Hemiptera; Cicadellidae
Product: protein CREG1-like
Exons: 6
Coding region: 105-743 (212 amino acids)
Source: RefSeq, a predicted model, not a curated record
UCUAAACUUAACCUGACUACCUAUUCUUGUGGCAAUAUGAAAUAAUUGUAACAGUUAAGUGUAAAAUAGUAAGAAACAUACUUGAAACUAUAAAAAUAAGUACGAUGUGUCUGAAGUUCGUAGUUGUUGGACUUCUAUUUUUGUGUGGUACCACUAGUUUGGGAAUCCAAGUAGUGGAUAUGAAUCAUGAAUCAUCCAAUGUUAAAUCACAUACUCCAGAUCCUCCUCCUAAAAAUGAGACAGCUCGAAUGGCUCGUUACAUUGUACAUUAUUCUGAUUGGUGUGCGUUGGCUCACAUUUCUCAUCACUCCAACACCUCAGGUUUUCCCGUGGCAAGGGUUUAUUCCACCGCAGAUGGAUUCUACGACACGACUACAGGCAUGCCUUACUUUUAUGUCAGCAAGAUGGAUGCUCACAUCAAUGACUUAGAUACGGAUAGCAAGUGUUCGGUGACCAUGUCUCUAGCUGAGGGGAAUUAUUGUCGUAAGGAAAGUCUUGACCCUGAAGAUCCUCGCUGUGCUCAAGUUAUUCUCACUGGCAAGUUUAUCUUUCUCGAUCCUAGCAGUAAAGAGUGGCAAUUAGCCAAAGCCUACCUUUUUCAACGUCACCCAGUCAUGAGCUCUUGGCCAGAAGAACACCACUGGCAAGUUGGGAAAUUGAAGAUUGGCCAAAUCCAAGUAGCAGACAACUUUGGGGGUAGCGCCUACCCGUCCGUCAAGGACUACUUUGAUGCUCUACCAUAACUCAGUAAAAAUAUUGAAUUAGGUUUUAUAUGCAAUAGUAUAUUAUUCUCACAGUGUGAUCAUAGUACUUAAAAACAUUAUGGUUAUGGAAAAUUGGCGCUCCCGCCAAGGAUAAAUUUCAUUCUGUAAUUUAUUUUUUUUGUGGUCUCAGUUAACAACCACUGUAUAAAACCAAUAAUAUUUGAUUUAUUUGAAUUUAGCUGUAUUAGAAGUAUUUGGAUGUAGAAAAUGUGCUCAAGAGGGUUCGCAGGUGGUAUUAAAUGUUUGUACGAUCAUUUUCAUGGCGUAGGCUGAUAACUGUUGUUAAUUUGACCAAGGUAGGGCAAUUUUGCGUCCGAAUAAUUUUGUGACUGGACAAGAAAGAUUAUCCAACUAAUAAGGACUUUUUAAUUGUAUGAUCUGCAAGCAAAGUUCCUCCAAUUCAAUCUCUGUCACGAUGGAAUCUGAUGAACACCCGCUGCUGACAGAUAUGUACCAAAGUAUUGUGCAAGUAUCUACUUAGGCUUCUACGCACUUUCGUUAAAAUCACUUUUAACUUAAAAUCCUUACUACUACUGGCUCUUCUCAUUGUUUUAAACAAACAAAAUAUAUAUAUAAAACAACUGUAAAUAAAAUACCCCCGCCGCAGCAAACCUGCAGACUAAGUGAAUUUCCAUUUGCGUGAAUUGAUUUGAAAUUAAAUCUAUAAAUACCUUUACCUUUACCGGUUAUUCAUCGUUGCCCAGCCAUAGCUGGAUAGAUUGCGUUAAAUGAAAAAAUUAAAACUUUGUCUAUAUACACUAUUUAGAAGGCGGUGGAUCAUGAUGUCCAAACUGAGUCAGGGGUUUCAAAAAAUUCCCUGAUGGAGUAAAGGGGCCUGGUCUUCAACUCCCUAGACAUGUGCGCUACGAACGCUUUCACUGGCAGGCCUCUGAUCUCAACACUGAGACUAUUAUACAGCUUUAUGGCUAUAGUGGGGAAACUGUUUGCAGUCUUACUGAGCCGAUGGGAUGGAAGGUCAAAAUUCCAUGGAAACAACAAUGAACGGUGACGUUCCGGAACGUUCCUAGCUCCUGGCGCCGUGGCCCCACUGAAAUCCGUAGCAGCGAACGUGUUAUUGAACACGGCUUUGGUCUCAGAUUUAAAGUUGCUCGAUGCAAACUUUAAAACAGACAGCUCUUCUAUAUUUUUAUACAUAUCAGUUAAAGAUACAUUUUACAUGAUUUGUGGUACUUUUAAAAAUCUGACUAUAAAUUUGAACAGUUUUAUUUUAUUUUUUUAAGUAAGUUGAUAUCUAGCCUACAUAAAAUAUAUUGUGGAAUUUUUGGUAGUUAUAAGGUCAAAUAAAAAAAGUGUAUUACAUUAAUUAAGUAAACAGCUAUUGUUAAAGGUUGACUUUGAUUUAAAUAAUAAACCAACACUAGUUGUACAGUAAGCGCAAGCAGUCUGGGCGCGCGGUUCUGUCUCUACUAGCCGUCCUGUAUACAGGUAACCCAUUCCCUCCACCUUGCCUAGCCAUGAAGACAGCUGAACAACCCCAGAGCCGUGUGGGCCAGAUGGUUUUGGAAAAGAGCAAUAAACACUCCCCCCUACCCCCGGGGCCCUAGCGUGGCUGCGCGCCCAGACUUAAUGUGACUACUGUAGUUUAUUGCUCAUUGUGAAUUCUAUACAUCUCCUGAGCUACCAAAAAAGCUAACAGUUCACUACAGCCUUAUAUAUUGCAGAGUCCUUUAGUAGCCUACUAUAUUUAUUUAAGUUGUUACAUGUACAAUUACAAAACAUACCCAUCCUUGGUUACUGAAUCUGCAUGGGAUAUAGAGUGAAAGAAGUAGCCUACUGUAGUGCAAUUAUUUAUGUUACUUUGUUAAGAUUGUAUUGUGUUAUAGAUUAUGGGUUGUAGCAUUGCUUCGUUCGGGUAUUUGUUUACAAUACAUAAGUGUUUUGAAUCAGGUUGUCUAAUUUAAAUUUUACAUCCAUGACAUGCACUCUUGGAUUGUAAAGAAAUUAUUCACUAAAACAUGAAAGUACAGUACCUAAUAAAAACAUACAUUAUAACCGAAUUUCUUAUUGUUGCCAAAUUUGUGAAUUUCAUCCAGAAGAGCUUUCUUUGGCUCCUUCAGUUGUGUAUUGUUUUAUGUUCACAUGCUGUAAAUUGUUUGUUUUAUUAGAUCGAAAAGGAUUCUUCAUUUUAUAAUAGUUACCAUGACCUGAUCGAAUAUGUUAAGACUGAAUAUAUUUUAUAUUUAUUAG